Lytechinus pictus (painted urchin) is the source of this 3701-nucleotide messenger RNA. RefSeq names its product transcription initiation factor TFIID subunit 7-like. The coding region runs from base 1 to 1611 and encodes 536 amino acids. Gene Ontology annotation, cellular component: transcription factor TFIID complex. NCBI's taxonomy places the organism in Eukaryota, Metazoa, Echinodermata, Echinoidea, Temnopleuroida, Toxopneustidae. The transcript has 11 exons. Gene Ontology annotation, biological process: transcription initiation at RNA polymerase II promoter; RNA polymerase II preinitiation complex assembly. The record is from RefSeq and is a predicted model, not a curated record. Gene Ontology annotation, molecular function: RNA polymerase II general transcription initiation factor activity.
AUGAUCGCUACAAGAGGUCUGAACACCUUCUAUGCAAUGGUAGGAACUGGUGCAUACUCGGAGGGUCUUGUGCCUUUAGUGACUGCCCGCCUAUGGACGUCUUACUGCAUCCCACGUAUGCUCUAUGGCUGUGCUACUCUGAAGUUCACCCAGGCAAUGCUAAAGAAACUGAACAAAACACAACUUCAGCUAUUCAAAAGGAUCCUAGGAGUACCAAUCACUUCAGCCGAUGAAAUUGUGUAUCUUCUCACAGACUUGAUUCCAGUGUCUGCUCAGAUAGAACUGGACAGACUCCUCCUCCUUGGGUCAAUUCUUUCUAUUGAUCGCUGUCGGUUCGAGUUUAGAAUCUUUCUUCAUGCCUCAGAGAAAACAACUCCAACCAUCCGGAUGUUUGCUGAUACUCUGUCUAAAUAUCAUCUCCCACCACUUGUAGAUCUAAUUACAGAUCCACCUCAAUACAACACUUGGAAGCGCACCAUCAACAUAGCAAUGAGGAGAAAUGUCAAUGAGGAUCUAGAGCAAACCAUCCUUUUGAAAGCCAGUCUUUCAGUCUGGGCAGGUAAUCUGCCUAUGGACGUCAAGGACCUCUACCCAAGAAACCCUCCAUCCUCCUUGAUUAGAAAGGCCUUGACACACUGUGCUGAAGAUUUGAAAAGACUGGUCCAAUCUGGCAGUCAGAUGUUAAAGGAUUAUGUGAAAAUUGAAACUCACUCUGAUAUGAGGCAUGCUCUUGUUCAUAUCGAUGAUGACUCCUUUGCUGCGAAGGUUGUAGAUUUACCAUGUAUGAUAGAAUCUCACAAGACACUUGACAAGAAGACUUUUUGGAAAACAGCAGAUAUUUCUCAGAUGCUAGUGUGUAAUGUUGAAGAUGCCCCUAUUCUACCAGAUGAAGAGGCUAAACAGGGACCCACCAAGAAACCAGAAAAGGUCGACAAGAAGUUCAUCUGGAAGCAUGGAGUUACUCCACCCCUGAAAAACGUGAGGAAAAGAAGGUUUAGGAAGACAGCUAAAAAGAAGUAUAUUGAGGCUCCUGAUGUCGAGGAAGAGGUGAAGCGAUUGCUGCGGAUGGACAGUACUGCCAUUAAGAUCAAAUGGGAAGUCCUGGCUGAGGAAGACAUUAAAGAUGAUAAGAAUGAUGAUAGCAUGGGAUCUCCUCCUCAUGGUGACAUUAUCCACGACAUGUUUGGCGGCGACGUCUCCGACACAGACGAUGAGAUGGAGGACGACGAGGAAGACAUGGACGUCAACAUCGAGGACCUGGAGGAUGGGAUCGGAGUGAGCCCUCGUGUUUUGAUGGAAGGGGAGGAUUCCAGGACGGCAUUCUCUGAUGCUGGUAUGGCCGGCGACGACGAGGAAGACAAUGAUGGGGAGGACGAUGAGGAUUCUGAUGGAGGACAAGAGGAAGAUGAGCUUGCAAAGAGACUAGUAGAAUUGGAAGGCGAACUCUUGGAACAAGAAAGCAGAAAGAAGCCUUUAGAAGAAUCUGUUGCCAGUUUAGACAACCCUAUGCUCAAGCAACGAUUUCAAUCUCAGCUUGAUGAACUGCUAGCAGACAUGAAAAAGAAACAAGAGGAGGUUGAAACCCUACAGUCAAUCGUCGGCAACAGAUGAUCCAUUCACAGCUUCCGUUUGUCAGAGAGAAAAAAGUGGAAUAGAAUAAAAAGGUUACUUUUCAAAGACACUAAAGCUACAGAAGACCUAGAGUUGCUGGACCUUUUGUCUGAGGUGUUGCUAUAGAAACUGAUACGUAGCCAAUCAAAAUCAAGAAAAGUUGUCAGAUCUGACAAAAUGUCAGACAGAAGAUACUGAUUAAAUGCUCUCCUGCCAUCAGCUACGUAGUAUCAAUGUCCGCAAAUAAAGACUCGAUUCAGGUGUGCAAAUUCAGAGACUAGAGAAAUAUUAAGAAGCUUUUGUUAGUAUCAAGGACUGCAAACAGAGACUUGAGACAUAUUUGGAAGUAUCAUAGUAUUGUUAUUAUCAAGGUCUGGAAAUUUAGAGACUAGAGACAUAUUUGAAAGAAGCAUGAUGUUAAUACCAAGGUCUGCACGAAGAGACUUAUAUCAAGGCCUAUAAAUAGAGACUAGAUUCUGGUCUGCACAUUCAGACUAGAGACAUUUGUGAAAGAAUCGUGGUAUUGUUAAUAUCAGAGUCUGCAAAUUGAGAAUACAGUAGAUUCAAGUCUGCAAAUAUAAACACCAGAGACAUAUUUGAAAGCACUAUUGUGUUCUUAAACUUAUUAUUAUCAGAUGUUCUUAUAGCAUUCUUUGGCAAGGCCUUAAUCUAUAAUUUGCCACUCCCCACCCAGUUGUUAUCCUGGUAGGAUUGAAAAGUCAGUAUAUAUGCCUAGCAACUGAGAAUGAAAACUUACCAGAAUGCUUCCUAGGGUGUGUGUAGGUAAGCCAGAAUGCAGUGACAAAGAUAAUAACCUAUGAAAGGACAAGUCGAGCCCAAUGAAGUUUAUUUGAAUAAAAGGAGAAAUAUCCUACAAGCAUAACACUGAAAAUAGCAUCAAAAUCGGAUGUAAAAUAAGAAAGUAAUGACAUUUAAAGUUUUGCUCAAUUUAGCAAUUAGUUGCAUGCCCCCUUGUCGGUAUGCAAAUAAGGGGACUGAUGAUGUCACCCACUGACCAUUUCCUUUGUAUUUUAUAAAUGUGAAAUAUUAUGAUUUUUCCCUCAUUGUCAAGUGAAAUAAAAUUUUAUUCCUCCCUGAAAAUUUGCAAUUACCAUUUUUAUGGUUCAAAUAGGUUGGUCCUUAUUGUCCUAUCUGUAAAAAUUGAAAUGUAUAAUUCAAACAUUAAAAAAAAGAAAUUGUGUAUGAGGGACAUCAUCGUCUCUCAUUUGCAUGUCACUGAGUUUUGCAUAUAACUGUUUUGUAAAAAAAUAAGUGACACUUUAAAGUGUCACCACUUUUCUUAUUUUACAUCCGAAUCUAAUGAAAUUGUCAGCGUUGUGCAUGUAUGAUUUUUCUCUCUGUAAUCGAAUCAUCAUUUUUCUGUGCUGGAUUUGACCCUAUAAGUGCGUAUCAAUAAAAAAAAAUUGCACUUGAAAAGUUUACAAUAUGGGGAUAUUUUUUUUCACAAAUAGGCUUCGGCCUCUUCUAUCAGAUGGAAUUAUGAUUAUUGACAGAAUAUUAGGCUCAAGGUAACCUAUAAUCUAGCUGGGGGCUUCAGCUUUUGUCCUUGCCUUAACGAGUCAUGAAACGCCAGAAAUACGUCUGAUGCAGAAGACUAAGGACAGUGGUUGAGAAGAAGAAUCAGCCACCGCCUAUACACUCCUGUCUUUCUUUUUAUCGACCCGGAUUCCGAUUGGAUUUUUCGUAUGAAAAACUGCACCAGACAUUUGUCGUUAAAAAAGCUGGGGGUUGCAGCUUUCAUCUUUGCGUUUACAAGUCAGAUGAAAUGUCAGCAAUACGUCUAAUGCAGAAGUUUUCUUUUUAUCAAAUUGGAUUCCGGUCGGAUUUUUCAUAUGAAAAACUGGCAUGGGGACAUUUGUCAAUAAAAAGAAAACAACUGCAUGUUACACAAGACCGGAGUCUACUGCAUCAGAUGUAUUGCUCACUUUUGGCAUUAUAGCAUUACGCUCAUAAGACCAUAGAAAUAAUUCUAAAAAAUGAAUUAUGCCUUAUGCCCGAGAUGACUCUGGCUGAUGUUUAUGAUAAAAUGUGCAUUAUACUGAAAUUAAAUCAUGUUGAACAGGUUAAAA